GUAUUAUAGUAACUGACACACGCUAGCUACCUAACUAGUCAUGCAUUGCUUCUCCUUUCGACUAAAAAUCAUGUAAGUUCAUGAAACCACAAGACAAAAGAUUUUGUUAGUAUUCCCUCUCCCUCUCCCUCUCCCUCUUCCUCUGUGUGUUUUUGUGUGUGUGUUGUGUUCGACAAAUUGUGCCAAAGAAAAUGGGAGAACCCAAUUCAGAUCAGAGAGAGAUGAACCCCCAGCAGACUACAAAGAGACCAAAAGGAGGCCUAGUCACCAUGCCAUUUAUCAUAGCAAAUGAGGCGUUUGAGAAGGUUUCAAGCUAUGGGUUGAUGCCUAACAUGAUACUCUACUUGAUGAGAGAUUACAGAGUGUCAGUAGCUAAAGGCACCAACAUACUCUUCUUCUGGUCAGCUGCGACAAAUUUCUUGCCUCUUUUGGGGGCCUUUGUUUCUGAUUCCUAUUUGGGGCGCUUCCUCACCAUUGCCUUGGGCUCUAUCGCCAGUUUCUCGGGAACAGUUCUCUUAUGGUCUACAACAAUGGUUCCACACGUAAAGCCUCCACCUUGCAAUCAAUCAACCAAUGUUUGCGAAUCUCCAACAACAGGACAAAUGACCUUUCUAAUAUCCUCCUUUGUUCUUAUAUCAAUUGGAGCUGGUGGCAUUAGGCCAUGUUCCUUGGCAUUUGGUGCAGAUCAGUUGCACGAUAAAGUUCGCUCUGGAGACAAGAGGGUCUUGGAGAGUUUCUUUGGUUGGUACUAUGCCUCCUCAUCUGUUGCUGUGCUGAUUGCUUUGACUGGUAUUGUGUAUAUUCAAGAACAUCUCGGAUGGAAAGUAGGAUUUGGAGUUCCUGCUAUUAUCAUGUUCUUCUCAGCAUUGGUGUUCUUCCUUGCAUCUCCCCUUUAUAUCAAGCGAAAAGGAAAACAAAGUUUAUUCACAGGUUUUGUUCAGGUGGUUGUCGCUUCCUAUAAAAAUAGAAAGCUUCCGUUCCCUCCUCUAAAUUCAAAAGGAGGUUACCAUCAGAAGAAAGACUCAAACCUUGUUGCGCCAACGGAUAAAUUAAGGUUCUUGAAUAAAUCUUGCAUCAUCAGUAAUCCAGAACAAGAUUUAGCACCAGAUGGAUCGGCUUCAAACCCUUGGCAGCUUUGCACAAUAGAGCAAGUAGAAGAGCUCAAAGCACUCAUCAAGGUGAUCCCAUUAUGGUCUACAGGGGUCCUAAUGUCGAUAAACAUUAGCCAAAGCUCAUUCCCAUUGCUCCAAGCCAAUUCAAUGAACCGACAUGUCACUUCAGGAUUCCAAAUACCGGCUGGCUCAUUUGGGAUGUUCACAAUUAUUACUCUAACCAUUUGGAUACUUCUCUACGAUCGAGUAAUCCUUCCCGUAGCAUCGAAGAUCAAAGGUAAACCUGUAAUACUAGGUGUUAAACUAAGAAUGGGAAUCGGGAUAUUCUUUUCCUUCCUUUCCAUGGCAGUUUCAGCAAUCGUUGAGAGCAUUCGACGCAGAAGAGCAAUCAGGGAAGGUUUUGCAAACAAUCCUCAAGCAGUACUUAUGGACAUGAAUGCAAUGUGGCUUGCACCACAACACUGCUUGAAUGGUUUAGCUGAAGCCUUCAAUGCUAUAGGCCAAACAGAGUUCUAUUACUCAGAGUUCCCAAGGAGUAUGUCAAGCAUUGCUUCUGCUCUAUUCGGACUCGGCAUGGCUGUGGCUAACUUGCUAGCAAGUGUGAUUUUGAGCAGUAUGGAUCACAUUACUUCCAAAGGAGGAAAAGAAAGUUGGGUUUCAAGCAACAUCAACAAGGGUCACUAUGACAAUUACUACUGGGUUCUUGCCAUAUUGAGCUUCAUUAACUUGCUCUAUUUUGUUGUUUGUAGUUGGUGGUAUGGACCUUGUGCAGAACAGUAUACAAACUUAGAGGAGGGGGAUCAAGAAGAGUUAACCGAGCUCGAUAAAUCGCAUGCUUGAUUUUGAUGAUAUUCAUGUGUUCUUAGCCUGUGUAACAUAGUGAAUAUAUAUACUUGUGUGGUUUGGAUUAUAGAAAUCAAGACUAUAAUCUUACAAUUAGGUAUGUAUCUGAUACUGUACUUCCAAGUCUUUUUUUAUUUUUUUUACAUGUUUAAUAGCAGUUGGAGGCAUAUUGACAUUGUAAGUCUAGAUUGACUACAGAAAGUUAUUGAUGGGCUUCUACACUUACAGCUA
Molecule: messenger RNA, 2186 nt
Organism: Tripterygium wilfordii
Lineage: Eukaryota; Viridiplantae; Streptophyta; Magnoliopsida; Celastrales; Celastraceae
Product: protein NRT1/ PTR FAMILY 1.2-like
Exons: 4
Coding region: 192-1952 (586 amino acids)
Biological process (GO): transmembrane transport
Cellular component (GO): plasma membrane
Molecular function (GO): transmembrane transporter activity
Source: RefSeq, a predicted model, not a curated record